CCAGGACUGUCAGACUGUCAGAAGAGCAGGGCCCUCGUUGCCGGGAGACGGGUGGCAGUGGUGGACACUCCAGACUGGUUCCGCUCCGAGCACCCUCCCGAUGUGGUCCGUUCCCAGCUGUCGUCCUGUGUGGCCCUCUCGGCCCCUGGCCCCCACGCCUUCAUCCUCUGUGUCCCCGUAGACCAACCAGCCCAGGCAGAGCUACAGGCUCUAGGGGCCCUAGAGAAAGUCUUUGGUCCCGGGGCGGUCCGGACCCACACCCUGGUCCUCUUCACUCACUCCGAUCGGUUGAAGGAGAGCGGGAAAGUGGGAGUGGAAGGAGUGGAGAAGUAUAUCUCCAGCCAGAGGAGAGAUUUGUUAGAGUUGGUUAAACGAUGUGGGGAUCGGUAUCAUGUGAUGGAGAGAGGGAGCGGAGGAGAAGGCGAGGAGGAGAGGAAGAGGAGGAGUGUGGGGGAGUUAUUGGAUAAGGUGGAGCAGACGGUGAGAGAGGGAGGAGGAGAGUGUUUCUCCUGUCCGCUCUUCCAGGAGGCGGAGGAUAGGGUGAGACAGAGACAGGAGGAGAUAGUGAGGGAGAGGAGGGGAAGAGGAGAGGAGGUGAAGAGACAAGCGCUUCAUUCCUACUCCAUGCAGCCCUUGAGAGAGACAGAGGAAGAUGAGGAGGAGAAUGAGAGAACGAGAGAGGAGGCGGAGAAGAGUGUGAGCGCCCUGGAAUUGGAAAAUCUUCCCUCGCUCUCGUCCUCUCCUGCAUGGUAUUCGUCGCUCCUUCGCUCGGUGUGGGAGAAGGUGGGGGCGGGAGCGAGUAAGGUCCCCAAGCUGACGGCUGGAGGUGCGCUGCUGGGUGGGGUGGUGGGCGUGUUCUUUGGAGGGCCCAUAGGGGGAGCUAUAGGGGCCACUGCUGGAUCUGUGGUCACUGAGGUGGGGAGAAGGAGGUUUAGCCAGACAAAGAACUCAGCAGAAGAGACAGAUGCCACAGGGAGAAUAGAAGGAGAAAUCUUGGACAAGGUGUUGAAAACAGAGUGAGAGAGUCAGAUCCGCACACGUUGAUAUGGAUGUACAGUACAGCAUGUUAUGAGAGAUUAUUUGAUAGGUUUCUACCUAUGAUAUAUAUCCACCUGUGACCGUGCAGACGUUGUAUAUAUCUGUGAUUAUAAACUGGGUUGGUCGAGCCCUGAAUGAUGAUUGGCUGACAGCCAUGGUAUAUCAGACAGUAUACCACGGGUAUGACAAACAUUUAUUUUUACUGCUCUAAUUACAUUGGUAACCAGUUGAUAAUAGCAAUAAGGCACCUCGGGGGUUUGUGAUAUAUUGCCAAUAUACCAUGGCUAUAUACCACGUUGCGUCGUGCCUAAGAACAGCCCUUAGCCGUGGUAUAUUUUCCAUAUACCACACCCCCUCGGGCCUUAUUGUUUAAACAUAAUGUUGGUAAUAUUGUAUAUCUGUGAAUAUAAUGUUGGUAACAUUGUACAACAUAUACUGAUGUUUAAGUUGUUUUGCAGCAAAUACCGGUUCUCAUUGACUACUUCAAUGUUUUGUUGUAUUUCUUUUCCAGCUAUUACAAUUAUGACUUGAUUAUUCAAAUUACAUUCAACAUGGUUUCUUUAAAUGUUAAACUACUAUUGUGCAUAUAGUUAAUGGGUUUAUUAAUGCUAAUAAAACACAUUGCAUGAUAAUAUCA
This is a messenger RNA of Oncorhynchus keta (chum salmon), 1675 nucleotides long. RefSeq names its product GTPase IMAP family member 7-like. The transcript is spliced from 2 exons. The record is from RefSeq and is a predicted model, not a curated record. The annotation marks the transcript as partial. Gene Ontology annotation, molecular function: GTP binding. NCBI's taxonomy places the organism in Eukaryota, Metazoa, Chordata, Actinopteri, Salmoniformes, Salmonidae.